GGGCUAAGAACCAAACUGUAUUUUCAAAGUUCAAAUCAAAACAUCUCUUUAGUUUCUCUCUCUUCCACUGCACUCUCUUCUGCAAGUCUCUCUCUUUCUAGAAAUCGAUAGCAGUGCUAUGGAGCCGAUAUGGACGAGGAUGGAGUCGCUGCGUAUGGCCUGCGACAGAGACAAACUAGCUAAGCAGCACAAGAUCGACGCCUGGGCAGACUCGUUUAGAGAAUCCCGAACGUUGAUCCACACCAAAGGACAAGAAACCAUCAAAUCUCAAGGUAAACUUGCGGAGGUUAAGAGUAAGUUGAGGGAGGCAGAAGAUGAUUUGGUGAAAGCACUAUCAGUGAAGAACCGUAAAGAGGCCAAGCGCAUUGCCAUUGUGGAAUCUCUUGCUGCUAAAAAAAACAGUGUGGAAGAACUUAAAAGACAUGUUCAAGAUCAGAGGGCUAAGAGAGAUGAAUAUGCUGAAAUUGUUUCUGAUCUAUCUUCAGUAUCUGAAGAAACAGGUAGCCAAAAUGAUAAAGAUGAAAUACAGGAAGCCCUCUCUUGGUACAAUAGGGUUCUUGGUUUCCAUGUUGAAGGCGGGCAUGGUGUGAAAUUCGUAUUCAAGAACAUUAGUUUGAAAAAUCCAAAUGAGGAAUAUUCAUUCACCAUUCGCCAUGCUGACAAUAUUUACUACUUGUUAGAUUGCAAUCCACACUUGAAUGACAUCAAGGAGUUGGUCCAUGAAUUGAACAGAACAAAUGGGUUAUUUGCAUUUGUCAGAAUAAUGAGGCAGAAGUUUCAAGAAGUUGCCGCCCAAGUAGGAUAUUUACCUGAGACAACAAGUCUUCCUCAAGAGUCUUCUAUAGUUUCUGCCUCUGCACCAGCUUCGUCAGCUUCAACUGAUAGAAGUGAAUCUUUGCCUAAGAAAAAUGAACACCAACUUCCCCAUGGUGAAGUUGAUAGACAGAGCAAGAAACAAAACAGAGGAAAGGGCUUUAACAAUGUACUUGUAUCGCCUGGAUCUGCUCGCCGCUCUCCUCGUUUUUUGGGCAAAAAAUGAUGGUGGAGAAGAGGCUGCUGUCCCCUCUCAGUAAAUGCAAGCGUGUUUACAACAUUCUGAUCUGUGCUGGUCAUAACUUAUGACUCGUGUGCUUUACAGCUGAUACUUGAAAAAGGCAGGAAGCUUUAACAAAAAACCAUCAUGCGCAUGCUACAUGGUGCCCUUUUUCACUUCUAUAUUUUGUGUAUGGAAUUAUUUUAAUAGCUAAUGGAAUGUAAGGGUGACAAUCCCCAGAGCUCUAAUUUCUGGACCUCUAUAUUCUUUCAUUUUGCCAUUUUUGUAGCCUAGCCGUUUCUAAGCUUAAUUUAAAAGGUUUGAUUAGUGAUUUAAAUGCAAGGAUUCAAGGAACAACUUUAUGUGAAUUUCUUCAUUGUAUAAAUAACAUGUAACCAUAGUACUGUUCUCUCUC
Cannabis sativa is the source of this 1448-nucleotide messenger RNA. RefSeq names its product kinetochore protein SPC25 homolog. Lineage: Eukaryota; Viridiplantae; Streptophyta; Magnoliopsida; Rosales; Cannabaceae. Gene Ontology annotation, biological process: chromosome segregation. The record is from RefSeq and is a predicted model, not a curated record. The transcript has 8 exons. Bases 119 to 1039 code for a protein of 306 amino acids. Gene Ontology annotation, cellular component: Ndc80 complex.